CCUGUCCUGGCCCUGCUGUUGUGGCACUUCCCGAGUCAUCCAGCUGAAAGAGGAGGCCGGUUGAACUGUCUCUUCUCCGGAUUGAUGUAAUGAACAUCCUUUGCAUAUAUCUUGGUCCAUGUGUGCGUGUAUUUCCAUAGGAUAGAUACCAUUGGUGGCUUGAAGGGUAUGCAGUUUAAAAUGCUGAUAACUUCUAUGAAAUGUCUUUGAAAAUGAUUGCACUGUAUUUAUUCACAGAGUAAUUGUGUUUUGGAUUUUGCAACUGGAGCCUAGUAAAGAUGAAUGAAAAAAAGUUGGAAACAACUCCACAGCAGCGGAAGCUUCCUGAAUGGAUGUCUGGGCAGAAUGAGACCUGUCCUGCAGUAGAAGGAAAGGCAUCUAUUCAGAAGAGUGUUUUUGAAGAUGGCCUCCCUUUCUUAGAAUUCACUGGAUCGAUUGUUUAUAGUUAUGAAGCUAGUGAUUGCUCUUUUCUAUCAGAAGAUAUUAGCACGGAUCUGUGUACUGGAGGUGUGGUAGGAUUUGACAUGGAAUGGCCACCAGCGUACAGUAAAGGGAAACAGAGCAGAGUUGCACUGAUUCAGUUAUGUGUGUCAGAGAGCAAAUGUUAUUUGUUUCAUAUUUCUUCUAUGUCAGUUUUUCCUCAGGGAUUAAAAAUGUUGCUUGAAAAUGAAGCAAUUAAAAAAGCAGGUGUGGGAAUCAAAGGAGAUCAGCAGAAGCUUCUAUGUGACUUUGACAUCAAUUUGAAGAAUUUUGUGGAGCUGACAGAUGUUGCCAAUGAAAAGCUGAAAUGUACAGAGAUCUGGAGCCUGAAUGGUUUGAUUAAACAUCUCUUCGGCAAACAGCUUCUGAAAGACAGGUCUAUCCGCUGUAGCAAUUGGAGUGACUUUCCUCUCACUGAGGAUCAGAAACUAUAUGCAGCCACUGAUGCAUAUGCUGGUCUCAUCAUUUAUCAAAAAUUAGAGAUUUUAGGUGAUGCUGUGCAAAGGUUUGCUGUAAAUAAAAAAGAGGAGGAAAUGCUACCUAGUGAUGUGAAGAAACAACUGACAUCAAUCUCUGAGAAUAUGAUGGAUCUGGCUAAGCAUCUCCCUGACACUUGGAAAAAAGCGGAAGAUCCACAGAGGAUUUCUAUAUUAUUAUGUGAUAUUUCAGAAAAUCUGUAUUCAUUGAGGAAGAUGAUACUUGGUUCUGCCGAGACUGUUCAGUUAUUACCAUUGGAAGAUCCAGCUGCUGACAGAGUACAACAGAAACAAAUUAUAAAACAGAAAAUUUUUCCUGAAGUUGAAGAUGAUCUAUGGGACACAACACUUGAUAAUUUAAUUAUACAUGAUGAAGGAAAUGUACUUCGAAAUGAAGUGAAACAAGAAGAAGAUAGGCUUGAAGCUGGAUUAGAAGAAGGCAAUAAGUUGAAAGAGAACACAGAAAGAAUUUGUUUGACGUCAUUAGAUAUUACAGAACGUGACCUCCAAAUUUUGGAACAGCAGGCUCAGGAAAAAUUUCAUAAUGAUGCGACUUGCAAAUCUCCUGAGCAUUUAUCUUCUAAGGAUAAAGAAGAGGAUCUAUCUUAUGUAAUUGAAAGUGAUGAAGAUUUAGAAAUGGAGAUGAUUAAGUCUUUAGAAAACCUAAAUACUGGCACGGCAGAUCCAGUUCAUUCAAAAUGCAGAGACAUGGAAAGAAAUCCGGAUGUUCCUUUUGAAGAUGACGAAGAUGAGAUUGAAGCUAUUGAAGAAGAAGAAGAGGAGGGUGCAGACCAUUCAUUACCAGGACCUAAUGCAAGCCAAAUUAAUUUCCUCAAGAUCUAUUUUGGCCAUUCCAGUUUUAAGCCGGUUCAGUGGAAGGUGAUUCAUUCUGUUUUGGAAGAAAGGAGAGAUAAUGUUGUUGUGAUGGCAACUGGAUAUGGAAAGAGUUUGUGCUUCCAGUACCCCGCUGUGUAUUCAGGCAGGAUUGGCCUUGUCAUCUCUCCUCUUAUUUCUUUGAUGGAAGACCAAGUCCUCCAGCUUAAAAUGUCCAACAUUCCAGCUUGUUUUCUGGGAUCAGCACAGUCAAAAAAUGUUCUAGAAGAUAUUAAAUCAGGCAAAUACCGCAUUGUAUACCUAACUCCAGAAUUCUGUUCAGGUAACUUGAGCCUACUCCAGCAACUUCAGGCUAAUAUUGGUAUCACCCUUAUUGCUGUGGAUGAGGCUCACUGUAUUUCUGAAUGGGGACAUGACUUUAGAAUUUCGUUCCGGACUUUGGGCUCCCUAAAGGCAAUACUCCCAUCGGUUCCGAUUGUUGCACUUACUGCCACUGCAAGUUCUUCAAUCCGGGAAGACAUUGUGCGUUGCUUAAACCUGAAGAAUCCUCAGAUUACCUGUACUGGUUUUGAUCGACCAAACUUGUAUUUAGAAGUUGGGCGAAAAACAGGAAACAUUGUUCAGGAUCUUGUCCAAUUUCUUACCCGAAAGACAAAUACCACCUGGGAAUUUGAGGGUCCAACUAUCAUCUAUUGUCCUUCCAGAAAAAUGACAGAACAAGUUACAGCUGAACUUAAGAAACUGAACUUAGCCUGUGGAACAUACCAUGCAGGCCUGAGUGUUAAAUCAAGGAGAGAGGUUCAUCAUAGUUUCAUGAGAGAUGAAAUUCAGUGUGUCAUAGCUACCAUAGCUUUUGGAAUGGGCAUUAAUAAAGCCGACAUUCGCAAAGUCAUUCAUUACGGUGCUCCUAAAGAAAUGGAAUCGUAUUACCAGGAGAUUGGGAGAGCUGGCCGUGAUGGACUUCAGAGUUCUUGUCAUGUACUGUGGGCUCCAGCAGACAUUAACUUAAACAGGCAUCUCCUUAGUGAGAUUCCCAAUGAAAAGUUUCGAUUAUACAAAUUAAAGAUGAUGGCAAAGAUGGAAAAAUAUCUUCAUUCCAGAAGGUGUAGGCGAAAACUCAUCUUGUCUCAUUUUGAAGACAAACAACUACGAAAGGCCUCCGUGGGUAUUAUGGGAACUGAAAAAUGCUGUGAUAAUUGCAGGUCCAGAUUGGAUCAUUGCUGUGCCAUUGAUGACUCAGAUGAGACAUCAAAGGACUUUGGUCCACAAGCAUUCCAGCUUUUAUCUGCUGUGGAAAUCUUAGGAGAAAAGUUUGGAAUUGGACUUCCGAUUUUAUUUCUCCAAGGAUCUAGUUCCCAGCGUCUUCCAGAUCAAUAUCGCAGACACAAUUUAUUUGGCAGUGGCAAGAAUCAGACAGAGAGUUGGUGGAAGGCUUUGUCCCACCAGCUCAUGGCUGAGGGAUUCUUGGUAGAAGUUUCUGGGAAACGCAGAUUUGUAAGGAUUUGCACUCUUACAGAAAAGGGCAGAUGUUGGCUUCAUGAAGCCGGUACAGAGUCUCCUAAGAAACUUAUCCUCCAAGCUAGUGAAGAAUUGUGUCCGAGGGUGUUUCUUCUACCAAGUUCUAAAACUGUACCACCCGGCAUUGAACAGGGUUCCUAUAAUCAAGUACGAGCUGAGUCAACCACAGACAAGAAGCAGCCUAACUUGGAGAAGAUGUAUUCUUAUAAAGCAACUGAUAAAAUUUCUUCUGGGAGAAACAUUCCUAAAAAAAGCAUCAUGGUGCGUUCACCAGGAAAACCUCACAAGUCCUCAGAACCUGUUAUUUCAGCUCAAGAGCAGGAGACUGAGACUGUGUUGUAUGGCAAACUGGUUGAAGCCAGGCAGAAACAAGCCAGUAAAAUGGAUGUCCCUCCAGCUAUCCUGGCAACAAAUAAGAUACUACUGGAUAUGGCCAAAAUGAGACCUACUACAUUUGAAAAUGUGAAAAGGAUCGAUGGUGUGUCUGAAGGCAAAGCUAAUAUGUUGACCCCUCUGUUGGAAGUCAUCAAAGAUUUCUGUCAAAUAAAUAGCACUGAGACAGACCUCUUUUCAAAGACAAAACCUCAGGAAGAACAAAGGAACAGCGUGGUGGCAAAAAAUGAAGCAUGCUCCCUUUCACAGCCUGUGGCCAUCACGUAUUACUUAUUCCAAGAAAAGAAGUUGUCUUUGAUAAGUAUAGCCAAGGAGAGGGUUAUGCCUGUCACAACGGUUGGGAUGCACUUAACCCAAGCAGUGAAAGCUGGCUGCCCACUUGAUAUGGAACGAGCCGGCCUGACUCCAGAGGUUCAGAAGAUCAUUGCUGAUGUUAUCCGAAACCCUCCCAUCAACUCAGAUAUAAAUGAAGUUAAACUAAUUAGAAAGCUGGUUCCUGAAAACAUUGACACGUACCUUAUCCACAUGGCACUUGAGAUCCUGGGAAAAGACUGUGACAACAGACUGUUAGACCAGCUUUCAUGUACUUCCAACAGAAAGAGAUAUUUCCCCAACUCUGAAGAGAGCUGUUCAAGUUCUAAGAGAAGCAGGGAAGCAGUAGGCGCUAAUACCAAGCCUGCCUCUGUAACCUCAAAGAGAAAAUUACCUGAGUGGUUUGCCAAAGGCAGUGAGACUUCAGCUGACACCAGCAAGAAAUCAAUGGCCAGAACAAAAAAGAAAGGUCUUUUUAGUUAAACUGGCAAUUGCCAGAGGAAUUGUGUGUGUCUUACUGUAUUAGAAGAGGGGAGCUGUGUUUCAUUUCUGAAAAUA
Molecule: messenger RNA, 4571 nt
Organism: Lontra canadensis (Northern American river otter)
Lineage: Eukaryota; Metazoa; Chordata; Mammalia; Carnivora; Mustelidae
Gene: WRN
Product: WRN RecQ like helicase
Exons: 35
Coding region: 279-4496 (1405 amino acids)
Biological process (GO): DNA replication; telomere maintenance; double-strand break repair via homologous recombination
Cellular component (GO): nucleus; cytoplasm; chromosome
Molecular function (GO): nucleic acid binding; 3'-5' DNA helicase activity; 3'-5' exonuclease activity
Source: RefSeq, a predicted model, not a curated record